Messenger RNA from Lolium rigidum, 1382 nucleotides. Its product is annotated as cysteine synthase. The transcript has 11 exons. Gene Ontology annotation, cellular component: cytoplasm. The record is from RefSeq and is a predicted model, not a curated record. Bases 108 to 1085 code for a protein of 325 amino acids. NCBI's taxonomy places the organism in Eukaryota, Viridiplantae, Streptophyta, Magnoliopsida, Poales, Poaceae. Gene Ontology annotation, molecular function: cysteine synthase activity.
CCGCCUCCGCCCAGUUCUUGUUCCAGCUCCUGCUCCACUUCCAGCAGCCGCCGCUUCCAGGAGAAUCACUUCCCUGCCAGAGUUCCAGAUCGCUUGUUGACGGCCGGAUGGGGGAGGCGUCAUCACCGGCGAUCGCCAACGACGUCACCGAGCUGAUCGGGAACACGCCGCUGGUGUACCUCAACACGGUCACCCAUGGAUGCGUGGCGCGCGUCGCCGCCAAGCUCGAGUCCAUGGAGCCCUGCUCCAGCGUCAAGGACAGGAUUGGAUACAGCAUGAUCACUGAUGCAGAGGAGAAGGGGUUCAUAACCCCAGGCACGAGUGUGCUGAUUGAACCAACCAGUGGAAACACAGGCAUUGGACUGGCCUUCAUGGCUGCUGCAAAGGGUUACAAACUUGUACUUACGAUGCCUGCCUCCAUGAGUAUGGAGAGGAGAAUCAUAUUGAAGGCUUUUGGUGCUGAACUGAUCCUUACUGACCCACUCUUGGGAAUGAAAGGAGCUGUCAAAAAGGCUGAAGAGCUGGCAGCAAAGACACCCAACUCGUACAUCCUUCAGCAAUUCGAGAAUGCUGCUAACCCAAAGAUUCACUACGAGACAACUGGGCCUGAAAUCUGGAAAGGCACAGGAGGGAAAAUUGAUGGCCUUAUAUCUGGCAUUGGGACAGGUGGUACCAUUACUGGAUCCGGACGAUACCUCAAAGAGCAAAAUCCUAAUAUUAAAUUAUAUGGUGUGGAGCCGACAGAGAGUGCUGUCUUAAAUGGUGGAAAGCCUGGGCCACACAAGAUCCAGGGAAUUGGAGCUGGUUUUAUCCCUGGUGUCUUGGACGUUGACAUCAUUGAUGAAACCAUACAAGUUUCAAGUGAUGAAUCUAUUGAGAUGGCCAAGUCCCUUGCUCUGAAAGAAGGAUUGCUGGUUGGAAUAUCUUCUGGCGCUGCUGCGGCUGCAGCAAUCAAGGUUGCUCAGAGGCCUGAGAAUGCAGGAAAACUUUUUGUCGUUGUAUUCCCGAGCUUCGGAGAACGCUACCUCUCGUCGGUGCUCUUCCAUUCCAUCAAGAAGGAGGCUGAGAGCAUGGUGGUCGAGUGACCAUCGAGUCCUAAACCGCGAAACUGCUAGAACUAUUUUCGGAUGACGAUCUCUCUGUCCCUAGGAGUCAGGCAGAAAUAAAGCUUUGGUGUCUCUGCUUGUGUUGGUCCGACAUACAAGUCCUAUCAAGCUUUGGUGUCAAGUUUAAUUCCACUUUGUGUAGCAAGCAUUGGAUAAUACUUUCAUACUUUGUGUCGACCUUCUGCUGUUUUCCAAUUUGCAUUCUCUCUCUCCCCUGUACAUUGAACUCCUCAGUGGUCAAGCCGGUGUGAAAAUAAAGUAUCAUGGUGCCCUACA